This is a messenger RNA of Mobula hypostoma (lesser devil ray), 2180 nucleotides long. RefSeq names its product family with sequence similarity 185 member A (gene fam185a). The record is from RefSeq and is a predicted model, not a curated record. The transcript is spliced from 8 exons. NCBI's taxonomy places the organism in Eukaryota, Metazoa, Chordata, Chondrichthyes, Myliobatiformes, Myliobatidae. The coding region runs from base 129 to 1271 and encodes 380 amino acids.
AGGUGGCCAGUCAAACAGCGUGCAGAGAUUUCAACUCCCAGCAUCCCCUGCUCCGCGCUCAGCGAAACAACAACAACAAUCGUGACUGCAGAUCAGCCGUGAGAGAGUUGUCCUGUCCUGGGCGCAGCAUGACUUUGCUCGUUGUAUUUUGCCACAGAGCCCGUCGAGCGGUAUUGCUCAAGGAGGGGGCCUGUGUGAUCAGCCGCAGUUUUCUCUGUGCAGUGCCCAGGAGGCCUCUGUCUCAAAAUCGAAGCCUGGGCUCCAAACAGAAGGGCAGUGCCUUGAAACGCUGGACCAUGCUGGUGGAUCCGUUCAGUUCCUUAAAGGUCCGCCUGCCCUGCGAUGUGUCCGUGAAGGCGUUGGAUCCGCAUGGUUACCCAGCAGCUGACCGCGCUUUUGUUGAGCUCCUUUCCCCCAACCAAGCUGAAAACCUGGACGAUGUUCUGGUGCAGUAUGAUAAGGCUCGUAAGCAGAUGCUAGUGGUUUCAGAAAACAUUAGCAGUGAUGCUCGUAUUGAUCUGAUAACUCCGGUAAAGUUCGAUCUGGAUAUUAGUACAUUUCAGAAAGGAUGCGUUAAAAUUAAAAAAAUGGAGUGUGAUAACUGCUAUGUGGAAACUGAGAAAGGGCACAGUAUCUUGAAUUCAUUAAAGGCCCAUAAAGUCAAAGUGCAAAGCAGAGGUGGAAACGUAAUCUGUCUAGGAACAAUCCAUGGAAAUGUAGAUAUACAGACCAACAGUAAAGGUUUUGUGGAAAUUGACAAACUUCAAGGAACAAACAUGAAUAUUUCCACUACUGAUGGUGCAUUAAAAACAAGGUACAUUUACGCCAAGUCUUCAUAUCUGUCUUCUUCCAUUGGGAAUAUCGAACUUGGAAACGUUCAUGGUAGUGUUACUAUUCAGACAGAAGCAGGUGCUGUUACAGUAGAUUCCUCUGAUGGCAAUCUAAAGGCUACCACACAACAAGGUGACUUGGAUGUUUACAUUAGCCAGCUGGGAAUUGUGAAUCUCCUAACACAAGAAGGAUCUAUCACACUGAAAGUGCCCAAAGCCCUAAGAGCUAAACUCCAAUUAUCAGGGGCUAUGGUUAAAAUCAGUCCUGAGCUCAACUUGCAGGACAUAGAGAGCAGCACAGAACAAGAUCACCAAACUAUUCAAGGUUUUCUGAAUGGUAGAGGAGAAGGUGCACAUGUAAUCGAGGCUCACACGGUACGUGGAAUGCUGAACAUAAAAAGCCAAAGUUGGAUUGAGUCUAUUAAACUGAAUCCUUCGUAAUUUGUUGUUACUUGAACUUUAAGAAUUCUUUUUUUAUUGCAAUUUUUGUAUCAAUGCCAGCUUUCUGUGUAUUCAGGUUCAUUUACUUUUAUUUUUAUUUGCAGUUUAAAAUAAUUAAAUCUGUUCUGUAAUUUCAGUGCUGUUUAAAACCUGCCUGUAACUGGUUUUUUAAUUAACAUGUGCUUGUUUACAUAUUUCAACUUGUACCAUUUUAAUUUUUUGUAGUCAGCAUGAAUGAAAAGUUUAACCAGGCAAUAGCUAGGAAAUGGAGUGGUCACCACCACUUCAGUGAAGUUACAAUCCUGGACACGUAUUGUCCUUUUCAGUAGUAAGUAAUGUGUGUACAUAGACAAGGAAUAUUGAGGAGCAAUAUUUUCUGUAUUGCAGAGAAAGUUAUGUAAUUUUUAUCCUGAGAAACUUAUUUAAUCACCUGUGAAAGCUAUGUUCAUAGUUAAUAAUCACUCCAGUGUAUUUGAGCUAUACUGAUAUUUGUAAAAAUUGAAUACCCAAAUGGUAUUUGCCUGUAAACAAAAAAAAAGACAUUAUUGAUCUUCAUUAAAAAACCUGAGCUAAAACUAAGUAUGUUCACAAAUUACAGGUUAUGAAGAACCUUCAAUGCAUAACAUCUAUUUGCAACACAAAACAACAGAUACAUAGUUCAGACAGGUUGAUGGGGGUAGUGAUUAAGUAAUCGAGGAAUUUAGGAAGAAAACCAACCAGUGUUAAUAAUGAUGAUAUGAUUGUUGUAGAGUCCCGUCUCAUUUACUAAUGACCUGGGUAUGGUGGGGGAGAAGCCAUUUAAGAAUCAAUUACUAAUGAAACAUUAAAACAGAGAAAUAAUAAAACUGAACAGUUUUGACUGAAAGUCACCUGGCUUUGACUCGAGCACAGAAUUUGGGCACAGUUACU